Brassicogethes aeneus is the source of this 864-nucleotide messenger RNA. The record is from the annotation of a GenBank genome assembly. Lineage: Eukaryota; Metazoa; Arthropoda; Insecta; Coleoptera; Nitidulidae.
AUUCUAUUAACGUAAUUCUUUUUAUACCUGUUAUCAAAAUGUAUCAGUAUGAAUAUGUACUCGACUUUAAAUGAUCAUUAUUUUGUUAAAUUUAAUUAAUGAAAAAUUUGCGUGCUGUUUUAUUUUUAAUUUGUGCUGUCUUUGUGUGUAAUUUAAAGGCAAACAUCCAAGAAAAGUUGCCUUUUCAAGCAGGUUUAAUAAUUUUUCGUGAAAAUAUCCAAAAAUUUUGCGGGGGUUCGCUAAUAUCGCCUUUUUUUGUUUUAAGUGCAGCACAUUGUACUUUUGGCGCAAAAAAAAUCCAAGUAAUUUUAGGCGCCAACAACUACAAAGAAAAUGAAAAAUCGCAAGUGGUUGUAACCACUAAAUUAUGGAACAAUCACGAACAAUUUAAUAACACUGACUUUACAAACGACAUAUCCCUUAUAAAAUUACCAUACAAAAUAUUAUUAAACCAACAAAUAAACACAAUUAAAAUAGGAAGAAAUACUAAAAACACAAACAUAUUCUACAGCGGGUGGCCGGAGGGUACUAAAAACAAUAAUGGUUAUUUGAAAGUAAUUAAAGUAAAAAUAUUAACGAACAAUAUUUGCGGGGGAAUUUACAAAAAUAUUAAGGAUAGCAAUAUUUGUACGAUUUCAAAUGAUAAUAAUUCUACAGGGUGUUAUGGUUUUUCAGGGGGGCCUUUGAUAGAGAAUAAUAAACAGAUUGGUAUUGUUUCUUAUGGUUCGAAAAAUUGUGAUAAAUCCAUACCUAUAGUGCAUGUAAAUUUGUUGAAGUAUUUUAAAUGGAUUAAAAGGAAUAUGGAAUUUAAUUGAUUUAAAUAUACUUUUGCAUAUACUAAUAAAAAUAUUAGUAUACAAUAUC